AUGCAAUCCUAUAUGAAGAUACCGCUGGCCACUAAGUUAUGUGUUUUGCAGUUACUACUGAUCACCUUCUGUUUUGCAAAUGACAAAAACAGCAGUAAACCAAGUGACAGGGUGAGUUCUUUUAAUCAAACAUUGAGUAAUCGGAAAAUUCUUUAAUACUAGCAAGGAUAUAUGCAUGUAUGAAGUUCCUAGCCUGAAAGAAUGGAAUGAAGUAAGAUGGAAGGGAAUAUUGACAACUUGGGGGGUGUUUAAUGAAAAUUGUUGUAAGACGAAUGAAAAGUGGUACAGUUUAACAAGCUAUUUACGUAAAAGAAUGGAAAGAAUAAAAGAAUGUUUUAUGAAUGGCCGGUUUGAUUUGGUGACUCCAUCAAUGUCUAGGUGUUAAGUAAAAACAACAAAAAAAACGGACGUGUAGUUUUUUUACACCUACAGUUCCGGAAAUGUCUUAAAGAUUUAAUUAAGUUAAAAGAUAUUUAGAGCCAACAAGAGAGAAUGAAGCCAAAGAAAUUGCUCCCACAGGACAAUAAUGCCUCUUGCUUUUUAACAUUCCUUUAGAGCACUCCUCAAAAGACCUUAUUAUAUGGAUCCUGUGGUCAUGGUGGGUGUUUCUGUGCACCGGGAAUUCCAGGCAUCCCCGGAAGUCCUGGUUCCGCGGGACCAGCAGGUGUUGCGGGAUCACCCGGUAAUCAUGGACCUGAAGGACCCAUAGGCCCACGAGGAAACAAAGGCGAUGAAGGAACCCGUGGAAGACAGGGACCACCAGGUCCCAGUGGUAACAAAGGUGAAGAUGGUCCCCCUGGCCCCAAAGGACCUCAAGGACCCUCAGGUUCAGCUGGUUCCCCUGGAAACAAGGGUGAUACAGGUGCUCGUGGAAGUCAAGGUCCCCCAGGUCCCAAGGGUGCUCCAGGAUCGUUUGGUCGUAAUUGGAAACAGUGCGUUUUUAAGAAACUGAGCGAUUCAAGGGACUCUGGAUUGAUAAAGGUAAAGACUCAGUUUACAGUUAAAGACAAUUGUGAGGUUAGCCUAAAGUAAAUUAGAGAUUAACUAACUUCAGAUUUGAAAAUUCGAGUUAUGUCAACUUUAUCACGAAGAAUGAUUUUUAUUAACUACAACAGGCCUGGAACUAACCCAUGGCUCCCUUCAAAUAAUAUCUCUUUAUUCAUUAUUUAACAUUAAUUUUUUAAGUCCGAUUGUUGCUGUUGCUGAUCUUCAAAUGAUCUAUGAUGUUCCUAUUUAUAUUUUCACAGGAAUGUAUUUUCAAUAAGCUGUCAGACAACACAGCGUUGCGUGUCUUCUGGACUGGCGCUCUUCGAAUCUAUAACUGUGACAACUGCUGCAGUCGAUGGUAUUUCACCUUCAACGGUGCAGAGUGUUCAUCUCCAGCAGCAAUUGAUGGUGGAGUCUACAUGAGGUAUGGAAGUGGCAGCAGAGUAAAGAAUUUGCACCGCGUUCGUCAUAUUGAAGGAGUCUGUGAGAAAAUCCACAAAGGCACAGUGCGUGUUGGAUUCUGGGUCGGCAAAUGUUCUAGUGGUAAUUCUGCUGAUGCUAGCACAGGCUGGCCCGGAGGGUCCAGGAUCUACGUGGAGGAAAUACCUCCACCACAAGCUUAA
Molecule: messenger RNA, 1610 nt
Organism: Porites lobata
Lineage: Eukaryota; Metazoa; Cnidaria; Anthozoa; Scleractinia; Poritidae
Source: the annotation of a GenBank genome assembly